This is a messenger RNA of Fusarium tjaetaba, 780 nucleotides long. Its product is annotated as peptidyl-tRNA hydrolase. Lineage: Eukaryota; Fungi; Ascomycota; Sordariomycetes; Hypocreales; Nectriaceae. The record is from RefSeq and is a predicted model, not a curated record. The coding region runs from base 1 to 780 and encodes 259 amino acids. The transcript has 3 exons.
AUGCGCUUCUCGUCCUCAACUGUUCUUGCGGCUCUGCCCGCCCUUGCUGCCACUCAGGACUCGCCUAUCGACCAGUACAAGGCCCAGUUCCAAAAUGUCAUCGGACAGUUCGCCUCUUAUAUUCCCAACCCGGGCCACCAUGACCCUGUUGCCGCCGCUGAGGCGAAGGCUGGUUCUAUGAGACUCAACGUCCUGACCCUUGAGAACUGGAAGCAAACCCUUUACGAGCCUGUUUCCGCAGGUGCUACUACACCUGAGGAGUGGUGGUUGCUCAUCUCUGGUGGCAACAAGACAUGCUACGGUCGAUGCGGAACUGUCGAGCAGGCCUUCAACGAGACCGCUGCGAAGUUUGCGCUCCUCGACAACACUCCCCAUAUGGCUUACCUGAAUUGCGACAACCAGCCCAUUCUCUGCAAUGCCUGGUCUGCGGGUCCCGCCAGCCUCUAUAUCAUUGAGAUGCUCCCCGAACCUGCGCCCGUCGAGAUUUAUAGCAAGAGGCUUAACUUGACCACCACAACCUCGGACACUCUGAUUGCCUUCCACGAAUCCGGCAGCAAGGACCAGUUCCAUCGCAUUGACAGCAGCUGGUUCCAUCCUUUCAACGGCAAGCUUGCCGAGUACGGCGUAGCUGUUCCCUUCGGCUACCUCAUGUGGGCUAUGGGCCUCAUCCCCAACUGGCUCUUCAUGCUCGUUGUCUCUUUCGGUAGCCGCGCCAUGAUGUCCCGUCGUAUGCAAGGCGUCAACGGUGGCCCUCAGGCUGGUGCUCAGCGCGCCCAAUAA